GGAGGAGCAGAGAGGCGGCCCCAUCCCAGACCUGCGGGGUGUGACUCCUUGUGCCUGCACCGCGCUCCGCUGCCCGAGUGACAGGUCCCAGCUCUCGCCGGCUCUUCCAGCGGCAGCUCCUCCCUUCUGGCCAGAUGGACAGCACAGCUUGGACUUGGGCUCCGGCUCCGGGGGACCCGGCUCGGGGCAGAAAGCAGCCUGUUAUAGCCGGCACGCCGCCGCUGCGGCUCACACGUACGCGCUCCGCUGCCGAGCACACGCCGCUGCUGGGACCCGCACCCCCGCCCGCCGCUGCCCAUGGCACCGCUGCCCCCGCUGCUGCUGCUGCUGCUGCUGCUGCCGGUGGCCGUUUAUAAAGGCACUUUUGGGGAAGCCCAUUUGAGAAAUCGAAGAGGAAUUCUGGAAUUAGCCGGAGCCAUCAAAUGCACCACAGGGCGCUCUCCUUUUGCCUACCUCCGCUAUGGAUGCUAUUGUGGCCUGGGAGGAAAAGGAUGGCCCAAGGACAGAGUAGACUGGUGCUGCUUUCACCACGACUGCUGCUAUGGGAGGGCAGAACAAGCAGGUUGUCAACCAAAGACUGAAAGUUACCACUGGGAAUGCGAAGACAAUUCUGCUGUGUGUGACUCACUAGAAGAUAAAUGUCAAAAAAUGGCAUGUGAAUGUGAUCGUGAAGCUGCCAAAUGUUUUUCUAAAGCUCCCUACCAUAGAAAAUACCUUUUGUGGCCAGACUUUAUGUGUGGUGAGAUUCAGCCUUUGUGUAGGUAUUAGAUACAUGACUCUUGUAUAUAUUUAAAUCUACAAUGACUUUUUUUCGGCCACAGUAAUGACAACAAAUGAUUUUCCCCUUUCUUGAUACUCCCUCAUUCCACCUCAGCCUCUCCACCCCAAAACUGCCAAAGUAAACAUUUUUCAUCUUAUUUACCUUUUCCUAUGCACUUUUAUUGACUAAAAAGAAAUCUGAGUUUAUCAGCUUAAGGAGUAACUGACAGUGUUAAUUUUUGUUUAUAGUCAGAUUCACAGAUUUUUCAGAUUGAUAAUAUCAUUUGCUGUGAACUUUUCACCCCUCUCCACUGGCUAUAAGAUACAAAUCAAACUUCUCCACUAACAAAUCUUAGCAUUUGUUAACUUUGAACUGACUGGAAAAAGUGCAUGAAGUGACAGUAUCAGCACAAGGAGCCCUCUCAUCUACAUUAAACACUUAGUACAAAGCCUAAUUAAAGUGUUGAAUUUCAUUCCCCUACAGUAAUUUUACCUGCAUUGAAGAUGGCCUAUUAUACUAUUUUUUUUCCUAGCACUUUUUAAAUAGGGUUUUCUAAACAGCUGCUUAUUUGAUAUGGCUCAAACUCCUUACUCUAUGUACACCCUAAAUUUCCUGUAAGCACAGAGAGUACCCUUAGAACUUUAGAGGCAAAUUUAAAAACACAAAUGCAAACCAUCACAAAAACAAAAACAUGAAAAAAUGUAAAAGUUGUGGGGACCAACUGGCUUUCCCAGAAGUGUUUGAUCCUGAACAGCAAGAGUUUACGAAGCUCAGAAGUAUAUACAACUCAUCAGGAUGUAAAGCUGGUUUUAGCUAGAGUCACUUCAUAGAUACUUUUAACCUAACCCUUUGGUAAACCAGUUCCCUGAAUUGCUGAAUAAUACACUUUUUUGUAACUGCUGAUUUUAACAGUUAUAGAGCCAGGGGUGGUUUACAUCUACUUUCUCUCACCUAAACUUAAAGAUGCAGGGCUAAAGAGCAGUCAAAGCUUAUGAUAUAUACUUCAAUAUACAAAAAAAACCCAAAAAACCCCACAACAAACCCAAAAAACAAACACCCAAAAAACCACCAAAAAAAUCCCCCCAAAACCCCCCCCAAAAAAUAACCCAUUUCUAUUAGGAAUAGUGAAGAUUUCAAGAGAGAUCUUUAAUUGUGAAAAAUAUUUAUAGCAAAUUUAGUUCACAUUACUAACACAAAUGAAAUUAACAAAACAACAAAUACAGAAUGCAAGGGGACAAA
Parus major (Great Tit) is the source of this 1999-nucleotide messenger RNA. Its product is annotated as phospholipase A2-like. Gene Ontology annotation, biological process: arachidonate secretion; phospholipid metabolic process; lipid catabolic process. Bases 298 to 768 code for a protein of 156 amino acids. Lineage: Eukaryota; Metazoa; Chordata; Aves; Passeriformes; Paridae. Gene Ontology annotation, molecular function: phospholipid binding; calcium ion binding. The transcript is spliced from 4 exons. The record is from RefSeq and is a predicted model, not a curated record.